AUGGCGGACGCUUCCAUCAGAGCUGCACCCAGCUUGCUUGAGAGCCUUAAGUAUGAUCCGGCGGUGAUAGUAACGGUAGCAGAAGCUGAGUUGUGUCUUGUGUGGUACACGUUGGGUGCAAAAGACCCUAAAAUCAAGGAGUGGUGGUGCCGGCCCAGCAUCCAGGAGCUGGCUACAACGGAAUCAUCAUCCUUGAGCCACAAAGAUGUCGAUGCAGCACUCGCAGACUGCAAGUACAGACUAUGGCUCAAGCACAACACUACGUUAGAUUCCAUUGCAGUGCUUGGUAUGAGCCCUGACUACUAUCUCCACUACACCAGAUUUUGUCUCGACACAUUCUUCCUUCCACAGGCCAGCAGCAGAGAUACUCCUGAAACCAGCAUUAGGGCAGUCACAAGAUGUGUUGAAUCUGCUUUGAGCGUUCUCAACCUGUCCAGUAGGAUUGGCCCUGCUGGCAAGGAUCAGCUGCGUUACUUUCCGGGUUUCUUAUUCGUGAUGCUAUCGUACUGUUCCACUUUUGUACUCAAAGCUAUCCAGGCAUAUCCAGACACUGUCCCGAACUCAGCAGCAGCACUAGAUACAGUAAGAAGAAUUGCGGACUUCAUGGUAGACUUGGGCUUGGAAAGGGGCCACGGCGGUGAUGCCUUCGCAGCCGGCCAGUCCGUACUUCAAGAAAUUUUCAGAAUCCAACGAGGCUCUCAAGCCCACCCACCUACACAACAGCCGAGCCCCACGCCCACAUUGCUUCACAAUGAGCAAGCUCAGGGUGAGCAGCAGUGGCUACAGGAUGUCUUUGACCAACAGUUUCUGGAUUCCGGCUACAGUUUUCCACGGUGGGACGAGCGUUUCAACUUUGGAUGA
Molecule: messenger RNA, 861 nt
Organism: Ascochyta rabiei
Lineage: Eukaryota; Fungi; Ascomycota; Dothideomycetes; Pleosporales; Didymellaceae
Exons: 3
Coding region: 1-861 (286 amino acids)
Source: RefSeq, a predicted model, not a curated record